UGACAUUUGCACAAAGUCCAUCCCGGUACUGAGGAUUGAAUCCCUGCUUCGACCCUCUGCGACUACUUGGUGUCCGUCUGAGUAACCGUGUCCCGACAUGUGCUGUGCUUCCCCAGGGCCAUGGGGGAGGUGCAUGGGCAGCGACUGCGGACCCGGGGGCAGCCAGAGCCGCGCCGUCUGGUGCGCCCACGUGGACGGCUGGACCACCCUGCACACCAACUGCGACCAGGCCCAGCGGCCCUCCAACCAGAGGAACUGCUUCCGCGUGUGCGACUGGCACAAGGACCUGUACGACUGGCAGCUGGGCGCCUGGAACCAGUGCGUGCCCGUCUCGGCGAGGGCCAACGGAGCCCCGCAGCUGGCGCUUUGCCACGGCGGCGAGGAGGGGACUCAGCUGAGGGAGGUGGGCUGCGCGCUCCGGGCGGACGGGUCCCCCGCGGACGACGCCAUCUGCGAGUACUUUGAGCCCAAGCCCCGUCUGGAGCAGGCCUGCCUCAUCCCCUGCCCGCAGGACUGCGUGGUCUCCCAGUACUCGCCCUGGACCUCCUGCUCAAAGACCUGCGGCACCGGCCUCAAGAACCGCGUCCGCAGCGUCCUGGUGCCCCCCAUGUUCGGGGGCGCCGCCUGCCCCAACCUCACCGAGUUCCACACCUGCAGGCCGGGCCCUUGCUCCACCCCUGAGGGGGUGUACAGCCUCCGGAUCGGGCCCUGGGGCCCCUGUGCCCUGCCUCUGACCCGGCCCGCCCGCCAGGCCAAGCGGCGGAGGGGCAAGGGCCCGGGGGGCAGGGACAAGGUGGGUCUCAAAGACCCGGAGGCCCGGGAGCUGAUCCAGAAGAAGCGGACCAGGAACCGGCUGAACCGGCAGGAGAGUCCCUUCUGGGACAUCCAGGUGGGGUACCAGACCCGUGACGUGACCUGCAACCACUGGAACGGGACCACCGUGGAGCUACACGAGUGCACGCCCAUGGACCUCCCGCACACCGUCCAGUCCUGCCUCCUCCCCAAGGACUGCCAGCUGAGCGCCUGGAGCGCCUGGGGCCCCUGCUCCAACGCCUGCUCGGACCCCGAGGCCCCCGGCGGGGCCCGCUCCCGGGGCCGCAGCGUGCUCCAGUUCGCCAUCGGCGAGGAGGGGGUCCCGUGCGAGGCCCUGGGGGAGACGGAGGCCUGCGAGCCGCCAGGGGAGGGCCCGCUGCCGCCGUGUCCCACGUACACCUGGCGUAGCACCGAGUGGAGCGACUGCCGGGUGGACCUGUUGCUAAGCCAACAGGACCGUCGGCGCGGCAACCAGACGGGCCUGUGUGGCGGGGGCCUGCAGACCCGGGAGGUGUACUGCGUCCAGGGCAACGCCGAGAUCCUCACCUACCUCAGCGACCUGCGGGACAAGGACAGAGCCUCCCCCCCGGUGCAGAACCAGCUGUGCCAGGGUCCCGUCCCCAGCCGCUCCCAGCUGUGCCACCUCCCCUGCCCCACCGAGUGCCAGGUGUCCCCCUGGGGGGCCUGGGGGCCCUGCACCUUCGAGAACUGUGACGACCAGGCGGGGAAAAAAGGCUUCAAGAUACGGAGGAGACGGGUCACCAACGCGCCCACUGGGGGCCCGGGGAGCUGUCCCCACCUCCUGGAGGCGGUCCCCUGUGAAGACCCCCGCUGUCACGACUGGCGCCUGGUCAGCCUGGACCGCUGUCGCCCUGACGACGGCAAGCCCUGCGGCCCGGGGGCGCAGACCCCGCAGAUCCAGUGUGUGAACAGUAGCGGUGGGGAGGUGGACAAGAGCCUGUGCUCGUCCAGCCUGCCCCCGGAGCUGGUGCCCUGCCUGGUGCCCUGCUCCAGGGACUGUGUGCUGAGCGACUGGACCCCCUGGUCCAGCUGCUCCCAGACCUGCUCCAGUAAGACCAUCGAGGGGAAGCAGAUGAGGACGCGCUCCAUCCUGGCCUACAACGCCGGGGAGGGGGGGGCGCCGUGUCCAAACUGCAGCGCUCUGCAGGAAGUGAGGAACUGCAACGAGCACGCCUGCACCGUGUACCACUGGCAAACGGGCCCCUGGGGGACCUGCACGGAGGACCCCAACGCCGGGACCACCAACAGCACCGUAGGCGAGGACCUGACCUCCUGCUCCACGGGCGUCCAGACGCGCAAGGUCAUCUGUGUCCGGGUCAACGUGGGACAGGUCCCGCCCAAGAAGUGUCCGGAGGGCCCCCGUCCAGGCACCAUACGCCCGUGCAGCCUGCCCUGUAAGAAGGACUGCAUCGUGACCCCAUUCAGUGACUGGACCUCCUGCCCCCCCACCUGUGACACAGCGGUGAGCUCUGUGAAACAGAAGCAGACUCGGAGCCGGCUGGUCAUCCAGUUUCCCGCCAACGGAGGCCAGGACUGUCCUGAACCCCUGGAGGAGGAGAGGGACUGUGAGGCCCCCAAGGUCUGCCCCGGCUACAGGUGGAAGACCCACAAGUGGAGGAAGUGCCAGCUGGUGCCCUGGUUCCUGCGUCAGUUCAGCCCAGGGGCCCAGGAGUCCUGCGGCUCGGGGCUUCAGACCAGAGCGGUGUCGUGCCGGCGUCUGGACGGGGCGGCGGCGGAGCUGGCCGAGUGUCUGCUGCAGGCGCGCUCCAUGCCCCCGGCCACCCAGCGCUGUGUGAUCCCCUGCCAGGACGACUGCCAGCUCACCAGCUGGUCCAAGUUCACCCCCUGCUCCGCCGACUGCGUGGGGGUCCGCACCCGCAAGAGGGCCCUGAUCGGCCGCAGUAAGAAGAAGGACCGCUGUAAGAACGGGCAGAUGUACCCACAGAGCGAGACGCAGUACUGCCCGUGUGACAAGUACAACGCCCAGCCGGUGGGGGAGUGGUCCGACUGCAUCCUGGCGGGCGCGGCGGCGGCGGCGGCGGCGGCGGGGGCGGGGGCGGGGGCGGGGGGCCGCCCUGAGAGGCUGCCGGGCCUCAGGGUGCAGGCGGAGGUCCGGGAGUGCGGUCAGGGCUACCGCUACCAGGCCAUGGUGUGCUACGACCAGGACGGACGGCUGGUCGAGACGUCACGCUGUAACAGCCACGCCGGCGAGCUGCCGUUAUCUCUGACCUCCACAGACUUCAGGGGGAGGAUGGAGAAGGAGAGCUUAGCUAUCGCAGAGGCCGCCGCUCUGAGUAGAGGCGGGGAGGAGGCCCCCCCUGCUCUGCACGUGUUUCACAGACAAACACACUCACACAGAGGUGUGCAUGUACACGCAAACAAUGAGACCCAGACACACGAGACCACACACACACAACCAUUGCAGCACCACCACCUCACCCCAGCCUGUCUCCCCCCCCUCCCCCCCCAGCCGUGCACCCGGAUGCUGAGCCGAGUGCGCACAGCCUUCACCAUCAGAGCGCCCAGCAUGGGGCGCCAGUGCCCCGAGACCACCGACGCCGAGGCCUGCGCUCUCAACCUCAACUGCUUCAACUACUUCUACAACAUCACAGACUGGAGCACGUGUCAGCUGAGUGCGAGUGCCGUGUGCGGUACCGGGACCAAGACCCGGAUGUUGGACUGCGUCCGGAGCGACGGCAAAUCAGUGAACCUCAAGUUCUGCGAGGAGCUGAAUCUGGACAGGAAGUGGCAGAUGAACACUUCCUGUGUGGUUGAGUGUCCGGUGAACUGUCAGCUCUCUGAGUGGUCCGUCUGGUCAGAGUGUUCUCAGACCUGCGGUUUACAAGGGAAGAUGUGGCGCCAGAGGUCUGUGGUCCAGGCCCCCCAGGGGGACGGCCGGCCGUGCUCCCCCCAGAUGCAGCAGUGGAAGCCCUGCCCCGCCAGACCCUGCUACCAGUGGCAGCACGGCGCCUGGUCCGAGUGCCGGGUGGAGGGGGAUGUGGCGUGUGGCCACGGGCUGCGCCACAGGAACACCUCCUGCUUCGUGUCCGACGGAUCGGGCCGCGCCCCCCCCAGCCUGGUGGAGGAGGAGCUCUGCAGCGGCCUCCAGGCCGUCGCCGACGGCAACAAGGAGAUGAGGCUCGUGGAGAGCUGCACCCUGCCCUGCCCAGGAGAGUGCUACCUGAUGGAGUGGUCGGAGUGGAACCCGUGUGUGAGCGUGUGCGCUAAGGAGGCGGGGGUGGACUUCGGCUCGGUGCAGGUGCGAGUCCGGCCCGUCAUGGCUCAGGAGCCCCAGAACCUGCAGCUGUGCCCGGACCAGGCCUGGGAGUCCCGUCCCUGCACAGACGGGGCCUGCUACGAGUACACCUGGAAGAGCGUCCGCAAGACCAACUCCACAGAGUUCAACACCUGGUGCCAGCGCUCCGAUGGGGUCAACGUCACAGGCGGAUGUCCUCCGAUCAAUCCGCCCGGAGACAACAGCUCCUGCGACCCCCCCUGCCUCAGCCCCAAGUCCUUCUGUAGCGAGGCAGCGCUGUGCCAGUGCGAGGAGGGCUACACGGAGGUGUUGUUCUUCACUGGCCAGCUGAACCACUGCGCCCCCAUCCCCGUGGUGGAGGUCCCCACGGCGGGGGACAAGAAGGGCGACGUGAAGACCAGCCGGGCGGUGAACCCCACUCCGCCCAGCACCAUCCAGCCGGGCCGGUCGGGACGCACCUGGUACCUGCAGCCCUACGGACAAGAUGGGAAGCUGAAGAUGUGGGUGUACGGCGUGGCGGCGGGGGCCACGGUGCUCGUCCUGUUCAUAGCGUCUAUGAUAUACCUCGCGUGCCGCUCUUGUGCCAAGGUGAGGCGGGCCCUCAAGGCUGAGGAGGCCCCCUGCAACGGGGCAGUGGUCUGGAUUGGCGGUGACGCCCACGAGCUCACCUACACCUGUCCCGAGUGCCAGCAGUCGGCCCACAGCGAGGCUGUAGACUAAACACACCUAUAGGACCUCCUUAUGGGGACCCUAGCGUGGGUCGGUGACAUCUGACCCUCCGCUGCUCUAAAAGUCCAACCGUGACCUUUGCUCCCCUGCUGCUCUAGGGGUCCCGCCCUGAGUGGCUGAGAGCCUGUGGUGGAACAGGUAAAACACGUCGGACGUUUGUAGUGAGGGCUAGAGUAGUAGUAGAUGACUAAAGAGUGUGUGUUGUUGUCCCCAGUGCUUCUUAGUCAAGCGAGUGAACUGCAAACUGACUUAGGUUAGGCUUCUGAGGCCGGCUUAAGCCACUUCAAAAAGCUAGGCUCAUUGAUAUAUGAGUGAGUUUGUUUAGUAUACAAUACUUUUGCCUAAGUGUGUACUUGUAUUAAGUUUCCGUCUUUAAAUGUAUACCAUUAAUAGUACUUUAUAUGUAUACUUUGGCGAUUUGGAUUUUGUUUGCAUCAACCAAGUAGAUUCAUUUGAAAGCUUUCGAUGCAUCGCUCUGUUCAUCUAAUUGUUCUCUCCACAUUUACGCCACCACAGACAAAGGCACUAGUUGUGAAUCAGGUCAACAAUUUAUUAGAUUGCCUAAAGUUCAUGCACACCAACGAGCCUGAGAUCCAUGGCAGCUAAAGCCAGUGGCUCCCUGACGACGGCCCCCGCAGCGAACCCAACCCCCGGCGGUAAUUAGUGCUCUCUAGACCUCCGGUUUGCGGCGUCACAAACCUAAUCCCCGUCGCUCUCCGCGGGCCUAUCGCUGCCUCCGCUUUAUUAAUACGAGGUAGGAUAAACACACGGUACUAAUGAAGUGGAGCUAUAGAGAGUCUGCCGAGGAAAGGGUCUAAAGGACACGCGAGUGGGGAGGGAUUAAACCCGAAACCACAACAACAGCAACAACACAACUUUAUUCAAAUUUGUGCCGACACGUGCGACUUCUUCACUUCGGGUCUCUAGCGGCGGGUAGAGGUGAGCUCCGGGAAACGCGAGCAAACCGACCUAAAAAAAACACCUUUUAAAAAAAUAAAAGGAGGUGCGACUUUAUGUUUAGAAACAUCUCCCGAUCGAGAAGUGAUAAUAAUACCUGUCGUCACGGUAACACGUCGGUGCCGACGCUGCAUGUAAAUGAAGCGCCUCACACACCCACCGCGCCUCCAGCAGAGCCAGAGACACAACUCUCUGCACCAUCUGGGCCCUCGCUUGCUCCCUUUGCCUCAUCAUGGAAGUCGGAUUACGAUAUUUAUACAUUGUUUGUAUUCAGGCGGUACACCUUCUUCGGCGCUGCUUAGACGUGGCCAUAUGGGCUGCAGACAGCAUCGCUUGUGGGAUUUAAACUUAACUUGUUUGAAAAGAGUCUGAAAGAAGCUGCUGGUGUAGAUUAGUGGGUAGGUAUGCAGUUACGUGCGUGUUGUCCGUCCUCGUAACCGCCGUCACCCUCACUUCCUGUGCGUAACUCUGUCUUUGUUACCAUGACCCACGUCGCAUCCCCUGUUUACUUUGAUCUUCCCACUCCCUGUUACCCGGUUACCCACAUCCCUGGUACCAUGUCACCCAAUCCUCGUUACCAUGGAACCCCCCCCCCAACAGAGCCCCAUGCAGAGUUUUGGAUACAACACAACAAAGCCUACUAAUAAUAAUUAGUAUUAUUAAUAAUUUCCCAUGAUUCCAUGCCAUAACCCUCCCUUUGCAUCUGGUUGCCAAUGGCUACUGAUCUCAUUCCUCUAGGGUCGAGCUAAUUCGGUAAAUGGAUCAAACAGAUGCAAAGAGGUCAAACCUCCUCUUAGUGCCUCGAACUCCACGACUGCAUUGGUAGGAGGACAGUAGUUACAACAAAUGGUCGACUGACUGUUUCUUAACUUUUUUUCC
Molecule: messenger RNA, 6655 nt
Organism: Gadus morhua (Atlantic cod)
Lineage: Eukaryota; Metazoa; Chordata; Actinopteri; Gadiformes; Gadidae
Gene: thsd7ab
Product: thrombospondin, type I, domain containing 7Ab
Exons: 25
Coding region: 98-4810 (1570 amino acids)
Biological process (GO): actin cytoskeleton organization
Cellular component (GO): plasma membrane
Source: RefSeq, a predicted model, not a curated record